This is a messenger RNA of Epinephelus fuscoguttatus (brown-marbled grouper), 5195 nucleotides long. RefSeq names its product ELOVL fatty acid elongase 5 (gene elovl5). The record is from RefSeq and is a predicted model, not a curated record. The transcript has 10 exons. Gene Ontology annotation, cellular component: endoplasmic reticulum; endoplasmic reticulum membrane. Gene Ontology annotation, molecular function: fatty acid elongase activity. The coding region runs from base 275 to 1159 and encodes 294 amino acids. Gene Ontology annotation, biological process: fatty acid elongation, saturated fatty acid; very long-chain fatty acid biosynthetic process; sphingolipid biosynthetic process. Lineage: Eukaryota; Metazoa; Chordata; Actinopteri; Perciformes; Serranidae.
GCGUGUUCCUCCCACUAUUUUCCACUGAGCGACAAGGCUGCACAUUGUGCUCACACCGGCCAGCCAGCCAAGGUUACACAGUCGCUUUCUCUCCCUCGCCUCUCAAGGGUUGAUCUGACUGUCACAAGCAGAGCAAUGGAGUCUGAUAUUACAUGAUCCAUGGGCAGCUGUUUGAAUCCAUAACCAAGGACAGACCGAUCAAGCAAGCAGUAAUGCACCAACAUAACUUGACAGCUAAGGCAAGAGAGCAUGCACAAAGAUUUAGAGGUGACAAAUGGAGACCUUCAAUCAUAAACUAAACACAUACUUAGAGUCAUGGAUGGGCCCCAGGGAUCAGAGGGUGCGGGGAUGGCUGCUGCUCGACAACUACCCACCAACCUUUGCACUCACAGUCAUGUACCUUCUAAUCGUGUGGAUGGGGCCCAAGUACAUGAAACACAGACAGCCGUACUCCUGCAGAGGCCUCCUGGUGCUCUACAAUCUGGGCCUCACACUCUUGUCCUUCUACAUGUUCUAUGAGCUUGUUACCGCCGUGUGGCACGGUGGCUACAACUUCUACUGCCAGGACACUCACAGUGCACAGGAAGUGGAUAAUAAGAUCAUAAAUGUCCUGUGGUGGUACUACUUCUCCAAGCUCAUUGAGUUCAUGGACACCUUCUUCUUCAUACUACGAAAGAAUAACCACCAGAUCACGUUUCUUCACAUCUACCACCAUGCUAGCAUGCUGAAUAUCUGGUGGUUCGUUAUGAACUGGGUACCCUGCGGCCACUCAUACUUUGGCGCCUCCCUAAACAGCUUCGUCCACGUCGUUAUGUAUUCUUACUACGGCCUGUCAGCCAUCCCAGCCAUCCGGCCAUACCUUUGGUGGAAGAAGUACAUCACACAGUUUCAGCUGAUCCAGUUCUUUCUAACCAUGUCGCAGACGAUGUGCGCGGUCAUAUGGCCCUGCGGCUUCCCCAGGGGAUGGCUGUACUUCCAAAUAAGUUACAUGGUCACACUCAUCUUCCUCUUCUCAAACUUCUACGUUCAGACUUACAAGAAGCACAGUGGCUCUCUAAAGAAGGAGCACCAGAACGGCUCUCCUGCAUCUACAAAUGGACAUGCAAAUGGGACGCCGUCAAUGGAGCACACCGCACACAAGAAGCUGAGGGUGGAUUGACAUUUGAGAAACCGCCACCCAAUUCUCACUGUAGCGUGUUAGCUAAUGCUGCUAGGAGGUUUAAGUAUCUUCUUAUCUAGAAUAGUUUAGCGCUCACAUGAGAUGAAAUAAGCCAUAGCCACAUAUAUCCAGAGACUUUCCAUGUUUUUGCACACGUUCCUACUCAUGGUAUUUAAUUAUUAAAUGAAUAUAGGAGAGUAUUGUAGUAUGGUUGCACAAUAUUGCCUCCCCCAACCCUCUAGAAGAAAUUCACUCCAAAGUAAAAAAUCUCUUCCUUGCUACCAGCAAACAAACACACACUUUGACUCAUCCAGUGAUGCUUUACACACAGAAGGUCCAAUGAUGAAAGCUGCAGUGAGUGUGUUGGCAGAAGGUUGGCUGAAGGUUUCAUCACCCUCGAUGACAUUUCUGUUUCGGUGACCUAAGGGACAAUUAAAGUACCGUGGCACUUAUGGUCCUUAAUGUGUAACUAGCGCAUGUUGUGUCUCGCUUUAUCUCACUCCUGCCUGUGCUGUUGCAUAAUCCUUAAAUCUGCCAAGUACUGUAAUGCGUUUUUUAUUGACAGGUUGCGACAGCUGAUGUUUUGCUGUAUAUUUGCAGAGCAGGGUUUCCAAUUUGGAAUAUUUAGCCAUCCAACCAAAGCAUAACCAAAGCAUAGUGUACCAGGAUUCAUAUUUAAACCUGUUUUAAGACACAGUGUCAGAGGGCAGUGCUGUUUUAUGAGCACAAUAUAAACUCUACCUAACAUCCCCCAUGUUAUAGAAAUCUGUCUCCUCUCACGCUGUGCUAUAAUAUCUACCGUAGCUUAAUCCAGUAAAUGCAAUUAGAACUUAAAUUCAUUUAAAUGCAUUAAAAAGGCGAUGACCAUUAGGUCUGCAGUGUAGCUGCUUAUUGGUAAAUAUUUAGAUAUCAGGUGAAUGCUAUCAUACUGUAUGAUUCAGUGCUAAGUAUUUAAACAUGUAAUAUUCAGAUAAACUUUACUAUGUAGUUAAGAAUUAAAGAUCAUUAUUGACCUGAAAACAGCAAAUAAUCUCACAACAAGGUCCAUUUAGUAGAUGCUCUAGAGCUUUGUCACAUGAUCUUCCUCAGAACAUAGGCUUUGCCAAGUUGUCGUGUAAAGUCCCUAAAGUGAAACAUCUACAGUGGACUACAACUGGAUAAACCUUAUCUCCUGAAAAAGAUCAUGGCUGCAUCCGAAAUUCCACACUUACAUGCUAGUUAGUAUGUUAAAACAGUAUGUGAGAUUUUUCAGUAUGUCCAAAACCUUAGUUUGAAACCAAUAGUAGCCUACAUGACUUGCAUACUGUUUCCAGCUUAAUAUUAUAGUAUGCAAACACUGGACAUCAUACUGACAUAAAUAUCCCAAAAUGCAAUGUGGUAGUGACGACCGCGCACUUAACAGACGUUGACAGACAGCAUAUGUAUAAGAUUUCACUUUGCUAGGCACAAAAUGUUAACUUAGUGAAGAAGAAGAAAAGCUCAUAAUGUUUGUUAGCUUGUUGUCAGUUAUUGCAGGUGUCAGUAGAGCUGAUGUUGGCACAUGUUACCAUGGUUACACAUCUCCAUCUGUCGGGGAGGCUCUCAGGAAGUGACGUGGUAAUUACAGCUCUGUGCAUCUGAAAAGAUACUACUGUGUAAACAUAUUGGAUAUGUUAUAAAUAAUGUAUAAUUUUGGACGCAGCCCAUGUCAUGUGGUCAAAAGCUCCAGAACAGCUACUAAAUUUACCUUGUGAUAGAAUUGUUUUGUCAAAUAAUACAUAGGGUUUUUUAGUCUUUGCAUUAUUAGGGUGCCUUCUGGACCAGUUGUUUCUAAUGUAGCAUGUUUCAUCUUCUCAGUGUGCUAUCACCAGAUUCACGUUGGUCCAUUUCAGGCUGAUAUGUGUCAAACUUCCUGUUCAAAUCCUGUGCCUGACUCUUUACGUUUCUGUUUUUGAAAAUAUCAAAUGUCCUGAACAAUUAACAAUUAACACAUACUUAAUGCAACAGUGAUUUUUAUCCUAUUAAAGGAAUAGUGGGAGACGGGCUUGUAUGCUUUCUUGCUGAUGAGAUGAGAUGAGAAGAUGAACCACUUUCAUGUCUGCAUGAAAUUAAGCUUCAGCCAGCAGCUGGUGAACCAUGUAAUCCCACCUCAUUAAGUACCGCCACUUGGUCAGUAGACAUAAACAGCAAAAUAUGACGUGCUAGGUACCCUCCUGCGUCAGUUUUGGACAUUCUGGGAAGGCGUUUUCUGCUCGUUACACGCAUGCAGUCUUUUUCAAAAUACGUAAACUUGCACCGUACCGCUAACACCUCGGUUCAACAUUUACUUCCUUAAAUUUAGGCAACAAAAGCAUGUGGUAAGGUUCGGGGAAAAAAGACAUAAUGGUUUGGCUUAAAAUCAGUACGGUUGUUACUGACAUAAUGUAACGUCAUGUCAUCACAUGGCGGUGUUUGAUGAGUUGGGAAUGAGAACAGGCUGGUUGAACUUAAUUAAGCAUGAGAACUGGAAACAAACAGCAAGCAUGGCUCUGUCCAAAGGCAACAAAAUCUGCUAACCAUACCUCUAAAGCUAACUUUAGAUUUUGUUAGCAUUUGGACAGAACCAGGCAAGCUGUUUCCCCUCGUUUCCUGUCUUUAUGCAAAGCCAAGCUAAACUAACUGGCUGUAUGAGUGGUGUCAAUCCUCCCAUUUAGUUCUUUCUUAAGCAAGAAAGCAAACAAGCAUAUUUCCCUUUCCCCUCUUUUAUUUUAGAGUGAAAACAAAAGUCAUGACAUGAGCCUGAAUUGUUUGUUUUUUGGUGGAGAAAGAGGGCUAGUAAUUCAACUGUUUAUUCCUUUGUGCUCCUUUUGUUUAUGUUAUUGUACUUUAACCUAAACCAUUGCCAAGGGCCUACACAGAACAUGCUGGUAUUGCAAACAAAGGUACAAGGAUGUUUGAAUUAUGAACUCUGUAAAUCUGAUACCCUCGCAGCUGAGCACAGCUGCGCCGCUCUACCAUGCUGAAUCAGUUUAAUGAGGUACUGUAUGGCCUUAACCACUGAAUGAGCAUGUUGCUCAAAUGUAUAGGUGACCUAGAUUCAUGUUCACUGCAUCAGAAAUGAUUGUUAAAUUCUAAAUAAUACAUGCAAUGGCCACAUUGUGUCUGCAUGAUGGAUCUGCAGAUGUCUACCAAAAACAGAAAACCUGUUUAACAUGCAUGAGCCAUAUCUACUUAGAAAUUGAAUUACGUCUAGUUUCUUCCAGCUCCAUGCCAUCCCUGUUACAGUUCCUCCUUUGUACAAGGUGACAGCGCUGAAGGUAACAGGGUUUAUAGGCCUGUUUAAGGGCUGGAUUAGCAUUAGAUUGGUAAAGGCCAAGGAAGCAUGUAUGUAAUUACAUACAUUUUAUAGACUGUUAAAAUAAAUAUAUAUAUUUUCUGAAAUUGGGGGUAAAUCUGGGUUAACAUGUUGUGACUCAUGCUUUACUCACUCAUUAAAAACAAACUGAGAUUGUAAACCUACUUGUUUUCCUUCCUUGAAAAUGAUGUAAAUGCUAUAAUGCUUGAAGAUGAACAAUAUCUACACAGUGACAGAUUUAAGAGUUCAUUGAGCCUUAAAAUUAUGUUUGUAUUUUACUUCUACUUAUUUACUGGUUUGUGUAAACAUUUACUAGUCAUGCUAGCUGCUCGUUCGAUGGUAAUAUUGGUUUGUCAGUCAGUUUAUUGCUAAUUAGCAAAUGUUAGCAUGCUAACAUGCUAUACUAUGGUGAUAAACACAGUAUAUUAUACCUGCUAAUCAUGAGCAUUGUCAUUGUGAGCAUGUUAGCAUGCUAACACACUAAACUAAGGUGACUAACAUGGUAAACAGUAUAUGUGCAAAUCAUGAGCAUAUAAGCAUUGUCAUUUUGAGGGGAGCGUAUCUAUGUUUCCCGGGUUCUAUGUUUCCCAGGUUCUAUGUUCCCCACUUAACCCUGCAAAAAUGGUUCUAUGUUCCCUGCUUACACAAAAAAGGUUCUAUGUUUCCCGGGUUCUGUGUUCCCCGCUUACCACCCAAAAAGUAUGUUUCCCAGGUUCUACAUUC